Molecule: messenger RNA, 834 nt
Organism: Candidozyma haemuli
Lineage: Eukaryota; Fungi; Ascomycota; Pichiomycetes; Serinales; Metschnikowiaceae
Exons: 1
Coding region: 1-834 (277 amino acids)
Source: RefSeq, a predicted model, not a curated record
AUGUCUGAACUCGAUAAAAGUGCCAUUUCCAUAGACCAGGCGUACCAGGACGGCCUCAGCGAAGUCCAGCCAAAGCUCAUUGGCACUGAGAACUUCUCGUUAUGGAAAAACAACCUUUUCAUGGAGAUCCACUACCAGUACCCAUAUGUGUGGAAAUUGAUCAACGACGGUGACGAAGCGGUGAAAAGUCAGGUUGAGGACUUUGAAAAGGUGAAAAAGGAGGCAAAUGAGGUCCUUGAUGCCAGAGUGAAGAGCGGCAUUGACGACUCUCUCAAGGACCAGGAACCGUUCAAGAGCACUACUAUCACUACAGAUAACUUCUCGAAGGAGAUUGACGAUAGGUUCAGUGAUGCCACGCCUGAAAACAGAGCCAAGGCGUUGAUCUACUGGUUUUCUGCUAUGACAGGCAAAACCAGAAAGGUUGAAUCGCCUGCUCAGGAUAUGAUGCUGAAGUUCGUCUUGCUCGUGGACGAUUUCGAGGAGCUUCUCUUGGAGGUGUAUUUCCACUAUGAGAUUCCUUUUGAUGAUUUUGUUAAGAUGUUGACGGAAGGCCUGAAACUCCAUGCUAAGCAGAAAGAUGCCUCGUACAUUUCACAAGAAAUGGUGAUUGAGUUCGAGAAAACACACACUUUAAAGAAACGGUCCACGCCAAUCAAGGCAGCUCGCUGGGUCGCUCCAUCUACAGCCUACGGCAACCCGGGCGAUCCAAUCAACUACAUGUCCCACAGCAGAAUCCUUUUUGAAGAAAACGCUGUGGAUAACUUGGGCGACUACGAGCCAAAGCCAGACAGAAAAUACAGACUCAACUUCAAUGACGAAGGCGUCGAAAAAUAA